Molecule: messenger RNA, 1444 nt
Organism: Schistosoma haematobium
Lineage: Eukaryota; Metazoa; Platyhelminthes; Trematoda; Strigeidida; Schistosomatidae
Exons: 1
Coding region: 329-1114 (261 amino acids)
Source: RefSeq, a predicted model, not a curated record
GAUCUGCCUGCCUGACUUGUUAUCUGCUGUUGUCUGUAGAAUACACUUUCUACACCUUACCCAGACUUCUUGAUCGAGUUAGCAGAGUUGGGGACAACGGACCAGAAUAGGCUAUCGAGUCGCUGAAUCAUUGAUCCUUCGUUCGUUCGAGUAAGACGCAUCAGUAAUCGCAUUCAAGCAAUAACGAAGCAUAACAAUUGGCGACGGGGUAAAAAAAAAGAACAAUCCAAAGUCAGCCUUCAGCAUCCAGAUUUGUCAUCAGUGUCCUUCAGCAACAUUGGUCAUUAAUCAAACAGUAAUUUUCAUUACCGGUGCUGAAUAAAAAAAAAUGACUCUCCCUUCCGAUCGAGUACAGCUGCUAUUUGAAAGACAGUUGCAGUUUUUAGUCAAAUUACGCACGCAGCUGUUAAAUCACUCAUGCUUUGGAGAUGCAACGGAAGUGGAUGGAUUGAUCUCUCAACUGCACACAGAGCUGGAAAAUGUUUACAGCCCCAAUGAAUCCCCGAUAAACCGUAUUUCAAACGGUACAACAGUCACUCAAGAUUCGCCCAGUGGUCCAGUCCUCUCCAUUCCAGAAACAUGCCCGGUAAUGGACUCAAACUCCAUUAUCCCCAAAACAGCAUGUGCAGACGGUGACUUAUCCAGCUCACAAACACACUCCCUGGUAAAUGCUCAUAGAAUUGUCGCAAUAACCACCCAUGAAACAGAAAACAAAUCGAGCAGUACACUGAAUACAACUUCUUCAAAUGGUUCUCAUCAGUCUGCGACAGAUGUUUUUGACAAAUCUUAUUAUCAAGAUUCUCUUUUACCAGAAAAUAUGUCAGAUGCAUCAAAUGAUGAUCAAAAACUUAAUACAAUUUUGAUAGAUGCUAAUUACCUUGAUGAUCCAUUAUCUACAAAUAAGAUUCCAAAUAAAUUUGGUCACAAUAUUUCAGAAGAAUUAAACUUCGAACACCUCAUAUCAAGUGUCGUUCAGCCUCAAGACUUAGUCACUUUCAGUCAAUUCUCUGUUCAGUGCGAUAAAUAUGUCUUAAAUAAAUUCAAGUUAAUUAUAACGUGGGCAUAUGAAGAUCCAACACUGUUUCGUGGGGGAGGAUGGACCUGGAAAACUUAAAAUCCGGAUAUCAACUCCGGAUCUUCUAAAAAGGGGAGGAGUGUUGGGGACGAUAGAUCCCCAAAACUCAAAUUUUGUAAUUUACUUAUCGAUUAAAUGUGCAGAUAGGUCAAUUGAUGAACUAUCGAUUAAAUGUACAAAUAGGUCAAUUGAUGAACUAUCGAUUAAAUGUUCAAAUAGCAGUCAAUUGUUGAUUAAUGUUCAAAAAUCUUCCAUGACAAUAUCGAUUGUAAAUAUUUGUAUAAAUACGCUUGACUUGUAUGCUUGAUCUGAUCUGCCUGCCUGACUUGUUAUCUGCUGUUGUCUGUAGAAUACACUUUCUACACCUUA